This is a messenger RNA of Capronia epimyces CBS 606.96, 714 nucleotides long. RefSeq lists its product as uncharacterized. The record is from RefSeq and is a predicted model, not a curated record. Gene Ontology annotation, biological process: protein phosphorylation. The transcript is spliced from 5 exons. The coding region runs from base 1 to 714 and encodes 237 amino acids. Gene Ontology annotation, molecular function: ATP binding; protein kinase activity. Lineage: Eukaryota; Fungi; Ascomycota; Eurotiomycetes; Chaetothyriales; Herpotrichiellaceae.
AUGUGGAAUCAUACACACAGGUCCGGAUUUUCAGACAUAAAGCCGCAGAACAUUCUCUUGGAGACGGCCAAGAUCAACAACAUGUUCGAACAUGCUCCAUCCACCGUCUUCCGCCACUCUUCUCCGGCUCUGGCUGCGCCGGACGAUUUCUACAUGGAGUCGGAGCAAGUCUUCUCAGCCGACGAAGACCUCUCGACGACUUCGGUGCCUCCUGGAUUCGCGGUGCGUCUUGCCGAUUUCGGCACUGCGAGCUGGGUCGAAAAGCAUCUUUGCGAGUGGAUUCAACCUCCAUCACUACGGGCUCCCGAAGUCAUUAUAGGUGCUGGAUGGGGCCCUAGCGUAGAUAUCUGGAAUUUGGGAUGUGUCAUUUGGGAACUUGCAGAAGGCAAAGUCCUGUUCGACGGCUGUCCAACUCCUUCAGCACCAUACUCAGCCCACUCUCAUCUCGCCCAAAUGCAAGCUCUUUUCGGGCCCAUGCCGAAACAUCUACUGCGACGAUCGACCAACGCGGCCAAGUAUUUUGAUUCCGACGGAAAUCCUUUGUCCAAGUCGCCUUUCCCCCCAAGCUCGCUAGAGGGCUUCGUCGACAAUCCGGAACUCAUAGCUGAUGCCGACAAGGAAGAUUUUGUGGACUUGAUCACUUCGAUGCUCAAAUUGGCCCCAGAAGAGAGACUCGACGCUAAAGACCUGCUGAAUUCUAAGUGGUUAAAUUAA